AAGGAGGUAACGAUGGUUAAUGGCUGAUGAAGAGGUGGAGACGGGUACGCUGAAGGAGAGAAGAGGCGGAGAAAUUGCCACACGCAGAGGACGAUUUAGUUGAUUUAAAACUUGAAGAAAUCACACGUAUAAUAAAGGAUUGAGGAUCACUGUUAAAGCUGAGAAAUCUUAAAAGAACACAAUCGCUGCUACUACUACUCAGCAAGGAGUAACUUUAUUUCUUUAAACUACUGCGACGGAUCUUCCUUUUAGAUUGACUGGUAAGCUUCAACCACGAUUGUUUUGCAGAUAUGAGCGGCUAAACUUAUACAAAGAAACAAAGACAAACUUUACCUCGGCUUGUACAUGAUAAGCAUCAGUCAUUUGAAAGGCGCUUUGAAGUGCUAGAGUUUUAACUAUUUUAUGUCGCCAAAACGGCUUCAGUCGAAGAGGGCAUUCAUGCAUUCAGGAGUUUUGGACUUGACAUUGCGCUGGCACUGUACUCUCUAAGGGCGAACACGAGGACGCCAGUCUUCAUUUUGCCAAGUUGUGCUAAAGUAGAAAAAAACGUUUUCACUUACAGUUUAACCAAAUAGCAGCCUACGUGUGUCAGCAGGUCUACGUGAAGUGCUUGUAAGAUUUUUAUUUUUCCUUUUUGUAGUAUGUUUUGCUUCUAAACCCAGCAACGCCACACGCUACACUAAAGUCGCGCGUGCCGCCCGGUAGCGCUUGUGUGAAGUGGCGCGCGAUGCUACAGAAGGCGCGCAGGGCAACCUGUGAGAGCAGCGCGUUUGUUAGCGCGCGAUUUAUUCUGUUCGUACUCGCCGUUUUUUGGGAUGCAGUCGAUGGCAGCUUCAUUCGGAGCAACCUACAUUCGAGUUUCAUCCACCGGCGUUUGAGCAAUCGGGAAAAACGAGAGAUGCAGCGGGAAAUUCUUACCAUUUUCGGAUUACCUGGACGCCCCCGACCCCACCUGCCUGUCCGCCCGCCAUCAUCUGCCCCACUCUUCAUGCUGGACCUGUAUCACGCUGUUUCCGGGGAUACGGACUAUGAAAUGACCGCGGGGGUCUCCCGGUCAGUGCAGACCACACUCAGCACGCAGAGCCCACCUCUCGGAUCAGUCAUUAGUGAGGCAGACACUGUCAUGAGUUUCGUCAAUGUAGUGGAACAGGAACAGGACUUCCUACACCCAAGACCAUACUGGAAGGAGUUUCGAUUUGAUUUAACACCAAUACCACAGGGUGAAGCCGUCACUGCUGCGGAGUUCCGCAUAUAUAAGGCUCGUAGUUUUGGCCCCAACAGUAAUAGGACCCUGCACAUCAGUGUAUAUGAGAUUAUUAAAGAACAUGAAAAAAGGGAAUCUGACCUAGUACUUCUGGACCUUCAGUCUGCACAAGCGAAGGAAGAAGGCUGGUUGGUUUUUGAUGUUACCACUGCCAGUAACCGCUGGCUUCUAAAGCCAAGCAGCAACUUGGGUUUGAGGUUGUAUGUGGAAACUGAAGAGGAUACUUCACCAGAUAAUGCUUUCAGGCGGACAAACAAUCGCAGCUUGGAACCUAGCUUUGCAGGCCUUGUUGGCCGCAAGGGGCCUCGCUCUAAACAGCCUUUCAUGGUGACAUUUUUCCGUGCCAAUCAGACUCCAGUUCGUGCACCUCGUGCAACACGAAAUAACAAGAAAAAACUGAAGAUCUAUGACCUGCCACACCCCAAUAGACUGCCUGGGUUGUUUGAUCACAAUCACAUUACUGAAGAACGUCAAGCUUGUAAGAGACACGAACUUUAUGUUAGCUUUAAUGAUUUAGGAUGGAAGGAUUGGGUUAUUGCGCCCCAAGGGUACUCAGCAUAUUACUGUGAUGGAGAAUGUACAUAUCCUUUGGGCUCCUGUAUGAAUGCAACAAAUCAUGCUAUCAUGCAGCUUGUGGUUCACAUGAUGAAACCAGAAGUACCAAAGGCAUGUUGUGCCCCAACAAAACUCAGCCCUAUCUCUGUGCUGUUCUAUGAUGACAAUAACAAUGUAAUUCUAAAAAAGCAUCGUAACAUGGUGGUAAAGGCUUGUGGCUGUCACUGACACAAAUUAGACUUUUGCUGGCACAGUCUGCUCCCUUGGAAAGUUGAAGUAUAAGAGACCUGUGUUAACCAGUUUUACUUAGCUAUACUGAAAGUUGAUUAUCUGUGAGUGAAGAAAUAACACUCUUGUAAUCUGUUCUGUUACAUUCGUGCUCACAGGCCUACAUAAAAAAUCUCUCUAGCCAUUUAUUAGAACAUAGUACUAGCUAUUAUAAAACUAAACAUUAAAUGUUUUCAAAAACAGCUUACUUCUGAAUGGCCUAUGAGUUAGUGCCUUUUGCUUGGAAAUUCAAAUAAUGGUACAUUCAGAUUUACUGUCAUUAAAAUGAUUUGCUCUUUUUACUUGAUUAGUAAACUAAAGCAUUAGUUUUGCAUUUUACUGGACAUUUGUGACUACUGCAAGAGCAGAAACAUUUCAUAUUUGUGUAAAUUGUAAUCAGACACAUUUUUUAAAUAUUUGUAAAUAUCAGUGAAGAAGUAUUAAAUAUAUCCCACAAAAAGAACAUGUAUGUAAGAAAUUAAUUAAACAAUUAAUUGCCAAAUACUACCUUAGAAAACUGGUUUGAUGAAGACUAGGAGACCAAUGAAGCCUACAGAUACUGGUGGUUGAGACUCCUAAUACCCUCAAGGAAUGAUGAUUCUGGAUAUCCCUGUAAAUUGUAUCAGAAGCAUGGAAUUAUAAAAUAUCUAUUACAAAUAUUUUACAUGAGGACACUCACUAAAAGGUACAUUCAUGAUCUGUAAGUUAUAUUUUAGUAUAAAUAGUUGUAUAUUUUCAAUUAAGUGUUUAAUAAUUGUUCAAUAAAACAUUUUAUGCCAGCACCAAUCAAAAACAUGAAUGUUUUUUUUUUU
Molecule: messenger RNA, 2898 nt
Organism: Polypterus senegalus (gray bichir)
Lineage: Eukaryota; Metazoa; Chordata; Cladistia; Polypteriformes; Polypteridae
Gene: bmp8a
Product: bone morphogenetic protein 8a
Exons: 7
Coding region: 728-2047 (439 amino acids)
Biological process (GO): SMAD protein signal transduction
Cellular component (GO): extracellular region
Molecular function (GO): growth factor activity; cytokine activity
Source: RefSeq, a predicted model, not a curated record